GUUGGCAGUCGGUCUGGAAGGGGGUGUUUAUGUCUACGUCAGUACUCCUGGAUCGGUUUGCGUAAAAGGAUCUAUAUUUAAUUGCUUAAAUUGUUAGAAAGCCUCCCUCUUUUGCCCGUCUCCGUCCCGUCUUUUAAGGUUAGGUGGUCUGUUUUGAUACUUGGACCUUGGACGGUCACGGACAUCGCGGUUGAGAAAACUGCAGCUAUGCUGACUCGAGCAAGAAAACGGGCUCAAACGUCCCUUGCUCCACUUCCGCCUAAGAAGGGCAAGGGCAAAGUCGAGGAACCGCCGCCCCUGCCGCCGCCGCCGCCCCCGCCCCCGACGACGCUCCUGUCGUUGCCCGACGUGCCGCUAGUGGAGGUGCUCUCCCACUUGUCGGUGGAGGACCUGGUGCGCGCCGGGCAGGCGAACCCCAGGCUGGGCGCGCUCACCAGGACGCACGCGUCGCUGUGGCGCGGGAAAGAACAGUAUGACAAGAAGUACUACUUCGAGGACGCCGCCGCACUGUCGGCGCUGCUGCGGGUGGUGCCGCCCGUGUACAAGAUGAAGUUCACUGUGCGCCGUUCUCCCAUGAUUGUGGCCCAAUUAGUGAGCUUCACCAGGAAAAAUCAGCUGAAAGGCUUCACCACGUUGGCAGUGGAGGGCUUCACCACCGAGCACUGCGUCAGCAUAAUCCAGGAGGUUAAGGCCCACCUGGAGUACCUGGAGAUCUCGGGUCUUGAUCGUGGGCUGGAGGUUCUCCUGCUAGGCUUGCGGUCCGCCCGCCUCCUGAUAAAUCUGAGCAUCACCUUGGAAUCUUAUUUUCACAAAUGUAACUUCAGCUGGCCGCAGGCGGCGUUGCCCGGAUUGCGCCACGUGACCUUGGCAAGUACCGGCCAGUACUACGACGGCUCUCGACAGCGGGGACCUGAUGACACCGUACUCCAAGCCCUGGGCUCGCUGCUGCUGGCGCACACUCGUACUGUGCGCUUCUUGAAUUUGAAGACUUUGCAAAUGCUGCCGUUGCUGCCGCUGCUGGACUCCCGUCCUGGUGCACUCGAUCGGCUGCUCGUGACUGUGACUGUACCCUUUAGACCGGCCGUGGUGCUGCAGCCACUGCGUAGGCUCCAGGAUCUGAAGCUCCUCUCGUCUUACUACGGCGGGUUGAUACCCAAAAACCAGCUUGUCGCGGUGCUGGAGUCGUGCAAGGGCUCACCACUGAAACGCCUGGAUGUCAGAAGCUGCGGAACCCAGACGCUCCGCACCCUGGCUGACGCGCAGCUCAGCGGCCUGAAGCAGCUAGUUCUCAGCUUUGACUCGGACUAUGUCCUGGAAGCGGGCGCUCUGCGGGCUGCGCUGGCGAGCCUGCCCAACCUCCACUCCCUCCACAUCCUGAAGCUGCAGACGCCGCCGCCGCCCGAGGCGCUCGCCUGCAUCCCGGCUGGAGCCAUCCCGGCACUGAGCCUCGUGUUCUUCACGGACAGCUUCAAGACCGACCAGGACGCCGCCGAACCGCAGUCUGACUACGCGGGAUUCGCACAGUGCCAGGACCUCGUGCGCAGGUCCCCGAUGCCGCUCCACGUAGUUGUGAAGGUGACCUGGCAUAAACGUGUCGUCUGGGUUCCUCAUGGUGAAAGGUGCAUCCUCUUCUUCAAGCACCCAACGACGACCGAACCAGAUGCGGCCUUGUGUACCCUAUGCACCGAAGCCGAAACUGCUUUACUUUUGCGCUGCGGCGUGGCCGCGAAAAUUGACGAUCGUGUUCAAGUGCAGUAGCCAACACAGACAAUAACUGCAAUGCUUAACCGCCUUAACACUUGAAUUCAUACAUCAUGUCAUGUACAAAGGCCGCAGCUCGGUUAUAGCGCAAGAUGAUUGGGGGGGGGGGGCAAACGGCUCGGCCGGCUGACUUUUGUUCAUCUACUUUUGCUCUAGCCCAG
Messenger RNA from Frankliniella occidentalis (western flower thrips), 1922 nucleotides. RefSeq lists its product as uncharacterized. NCBI's taxonomy places the organism in Eukaryota, Metazoa, Arthropoda, Insecta, Thysanoptera, Thripidae. The record is from RefSeq and is a predicted model, not a curated record. The coding region runs from base 208 to 1758 and encodes 516 amino acids. The transcript has 8 exons. Gene Ontology annotation, molecular function: protein binding.